Messenger RNA from Cariama cristata (Red-legged seriema), 3822 nucleotides. RefSeq names its product UPF2 regulator of nonsense transcripts homolog (yeast) (gene UPF2). Gene Ontology annotation, biological process: nuclear-transcribed mRNA catabolic process, nonsense-mediated decay. The record is from RefSeq and is a predicted model, not a curated record. Gene Ontology annotation, cellular component: exon-exon junction complex; cytoplasm. Bases 13 to 3822 code for a protein of 1269 amino acids. Gene Ontology annotation, molecular function: RNA binding; protein binding. The transcript has 20 exons. Lineage: Eukaryota; Metazoa; Chordata; Aves; Cariamiformes; Cariamidae.
CUGGGUAACACAAUGCCAGCUGAGCGCAAAAAGCCAGCAAAUAUGGAAGAAAAAGAAUCUCCGUUAAAUAGUAAAGAAAAAGAAUUUAGUGAAAGGCGACCAGUGAGCACCAGGGAGAAGCCAAAAGAAGAUGUCAAGGUUGGCAUGAAGAGAGAGACUUUAAAGGUUCCUGAAGAUAAAAAGAAAAAACUGGAAGAGGAUAAAAGAAAAAAGGAAGACAAGGAGCGGAAGAAAAAAGAAGAGGAUAAAGUAAAGGCAGAAGAAGAGCAAAAGAAGAAAGAAGAAGAAGAAAAAAAGAAACUUGAAGAGGAGGAGAAAAAGAAACAAGAGGAGGAAGAAAAAAAGAAACAAGAGGAAGCAGCUGCUCAACUGAAGGAAAAAGAGGAAGCACAUCAGGUCCAUCAGGAAGCUUGGGAGCGCCAUCAGGCAAGAAAAGAGCUUCGCAGCAAAAACCAGAAUGCACCAGACAAUCGCCCUGAGGAAAAUUUCUUCAGCAGACUGGAUUCCAGUCUGAAGAAGAACACAGCUUUUGUUAAGAAGCUAAAAACCAUUACAGAGCAACAAAGGGACUCCUUGUCCCAUGACUUUAAUAGCCUGAAUUUAAGCAAAUACAUUGCAGAAGCAGUAGCUUCUAUUGUGGAAGCCAAACUGAAAAUAUCAGAUGUGAACUGCGCUGUGCACUUGUGUUCGCUCUUUCACCAGCGCUAUGCUGAUUUUGCUCCUUCAUUACUUCAGGCUUGGAAAAAACAUUUUGAAGCAAGGAAAGAAGAGAAGACUCCCAACAUUACCAAGUUAAGAACUGAUUUGCGUUUCAUUGCAGAAUUGACAAUAGUUGGGAUUUUCACUGACAAGGAAGGUCUGUCUUUAAUCUAUGAGCAGCUUAAAAAUAUUAUUAACGCUGAUCGAGAAUCCCACACUCAUGUUUCUGUGGUUAUCAGCUUUUGUCGGCAUUGUGGAGAUGACAUUGCUGGUUUGGUACCAAGGAAAGUAAAAACUGUUGCAGAGAAGUUUAACUUGAGCUUUCCUCCUAGUGAGAUAAUUAGCCCAGAGAAACAACAGCCCUUCCAGAAUUUGUUGAAGGAAUACUUUACAUCUUUGACCAAACACCUGAAAAGGGACCACAGGGAGCUACAAAAUAUUGAAAGACAAAACAGGCGCAUUCUUCACUCCAAAGGAGAGCUGAGUGAAGAUCGACACAAGCAAUAUGAGGAAUUUGCAAUGUCAUAUCAGAAGCUUUUGGCAAAUUCUCAAUCUCUAGCUGAUCUUUUGGAUGAAAAUAUGCCUGACCUUCCCCAGGAGAAACCAACACCUGAGGAACAUGGACCUGGUAUUGAUAUUUUCACACCAGGAAAGCCUGGAGAAUAUGACCUGGAGGGAGGUAUCUGGGAAGACGAAGAUGCUAGAAACUUCUAUGAGAAUCUCAUCGACUUAAAGGCUUUUGUGCCAGCAAUUUUGUUUAAAGAUAAUGAAAAAUGUUCCCAGAACAAAGAUUCUGGCAAAGAUGACUCAAGAGAUUCAAAAGAUGCCAAAGAUAAUAAGGAAGCACCUGGGAGUGAGGAUUUGGAGUUGGAGCUGGAGAACCUGGAUAUUAAUGAUGAUCCCCUGGAGUUAGACUGUGGAGAUGAGGCAGAAGAUCUUACAAAAAAGCUUCUUGAUGAGCAAGAACAAGAGGAUGAAGAAGCCAGUACUGGAUCUCAUUUAAAACUUAUAGUAGAUGCUUUUCUUCAGCAGCUUCCAAAUUGUGUCAACAGAGACCUCAUAGACAAGGCAGCAAUGGAUUUUUGCAUGAAUAUGAAUACAAAAGCCAACAGAAGAAAACUAGUACGAGCACUUUUCAUAGUUCCUAGACAAAGGUUGGAUUUGCUACCAUUUUAUGCAAGACUGGUUGCCACACUGCAUCCCUGUAUGUCUGAUGUAGCAGAGGAUCUUUGUUCCAUGCUGAAAGGGGAUUUCAGAUUUCAUGUAAGAAAAAAGGACCAGAUCAACAUUGAAACAAAGAAUAAAACUGUGAGAUUUAUUGGUGAACUUACCAAGUUUAAGAUGUUCUCCAAAAACGAUACUCUCCACUGUUUAAAGAUGCUUCUGUCAGACUUUUCUCAUCACCAUAUUGAAAUGGCAUGUACUCUGCUGGAAACGUGUGGAAGAUUCCUCUUCAGAUCACCAGAAUCUCACUUAAGAACCAGUGUUCUUUUGGAACAAAUGAUGAGAAAAAAACAAGCAAUGCAUCUGGAUGCACGCUAUGUUACAAUGGUAGAAAAUGCCUACUACUACUGUAAUCCCCCUCCAGCUGAAAAAACUGUGAAGAAAAAACGUCCUCCUUUGCAGGAAUAUAUUCGUAAGCUUCUUUACAAGGAUCUCUCCAAGGUCACCACAGAGAAGGUCCUGAGACAGAUGCGUAAGCUGCCUUGGCAGGAUGCGGAAGUAAAAGACUAUGUUAUAUGCUGUAUGAUCAACAUCUGGAAUGUGAAAUACAAUAGUAUCCACUGUGUAGCCAACCUCUUAGCAGGUUUGGUCCUUUACCAGGAAGAUGUCGGAAUUCAUGUUGUGGAUGGAGUACUAGAGGAUAUUCGACUGGGAAUGGAGGUUAACCAGCCAAAGUUUAACCAACGGCGGAUCAGCAGUGCCAAGUUUUUGGGGGAGCUUUACAAUUAUCGAAUGGUGGAAUCAGCUGUAAUAUUUCGAACUCUAUAUUCUUUCACAUCAUUUGGUGUGAACCCUGAUGGUAGUCCUAGUCCACUGGACCCUCCAGAGCAUCUUUUCAGAAUCAGACUAGUUUGUACUAUCCUUGAUACCUGUGGGCAGUAUUUUGACAGAGGAUCCAGCAAACGAAAACUUGAUUGCUUCCUUGUAUAUUUUCAGCGAUACGUUUGGUGGAAAAAAAGUCUGGAUGUUUGGACAAAAGACCACCCAUUUCCUAUAGACAUAGACUAUAUGAUCAGUGAUACACUGGAACUGCUGAGACCAAAGAUAAAGCUCUGUAAUUCUCUGGAGGAAGCUAUCAGACAGGUGCAAGACUUGGAACGAGAAUUCUUAAUAAAAUUAGGAAUUGUGAAUGACAAAGAUUCCAAAGAUUCCAUUACAGAAGGAGAGAAUCUGGAAGAGGAUGAAGAGGAGGAGGAAGGUGGAGCCGAGACAGAGGAACAAUCUGGAAAUGAAAGUGAAGUAAAUGAGCCAGAAGAAGAGGAGGGCUCUGACAAUGAGGAAGAAGAAGGUGAAGAAGAGGAGGAAGAAAACACGGAUUAUCUGACAGACUCCAAUAAGGAAAAUGAAACCGAUGAGGAGAAUACAGAAGUAAUGAUUAAAGGAGGAGGACUUAAGCAUGUCCCUUGUGCAGAAGAUGAGGACUUCAUUCAAGCGUUGGAUAAAAUGAUGCUGGAAAAUCUUCAGCAACGGAGUGGUGAAUCUGUUAAAGUACAUCAGUUGGAUGUUGCUAUUCCUCUGCAUCUCAAAAGUCAGCUCAAGAAGGGUCCCCCACUUGGAGGUGGGGAAGGAGAGUCGGAGUCUGGAGACACAAUGCCGUUUGUCAUGUUAACACGGAAAGGCAACAAACAGCAGUUUAAGAUCCUAAAUGUGCCAAUGUCUUCCCAACUUGCUGCAAACCAUUGGAACCAACAGCAAGCUGAACAGGAGGAGAGAAUGAGGAUGAAAAAGCUCACUUUGGAUAUCAAUGAACGGCAAGAACAAGAGGACUACCAGGAAAUGUUGCAGUCUCUGGCACAGCGUCCGGCUCCAGCAAAUACUAAUCGUGAACGGCGGCCUCGUUACCAGCAUCCGAAGGGAGCACCUAAUGCAGAUCUAAUCUUUAAAACUGGUGGGAGGUAG